Rotaria sp. Silwood2 is the source of this 864-nucleotide messenger RNA. Lineage: Eukaryota; Metazoa; Rotifera; Eurotatoria; Philodinida; Philodinidae. The record is from the annotation of a GenBank genome assembly.
AUGAGUGAGAAAGAACGUGCAUUAAUUGCCAGAACACAUAAAGAAUUCGGAACGUGUUUAACAGGCGAACGAUUGAAAGAAGACUUUAAAAAGUUAGGUAUUUCACCUGGCAUGAAUCUGUUGGUUCAUUGUUCAUUGUCAAAAAUCGGAUGGAUUUGUGGUGGACCCGUUACUCUUAUACAAGUUUUACUAGAUUUAUUAGGUCCUGAAGGAACUCUUAUAAUGCCAUCUCAAACUAGUGUUAAUUCCGAUCCUAAAUAUUGGCAAAAUCCACCAGUACCAUCAGAAUGGUUCGAUAUUAUUCGUCAAUCAAUGCCAAUGUAUCAAUCUGAUAUAACGCCAGCACUUUAUAUGGGAAUAGUCGCUGAAACAUUUCGAAAAUGGCCAGGAGUUUUACGAAGUGAACAUCCACAACAUUCUAUGAUUGCUUAUGGUAAAAAUGCUAAAUUAAUUAUUGAUAAACAUAUUGAUUCAUUUGGUGAACAAUCUCCAUUAGCUCGUUUAUAUGAUUUAAAUGAUAAUGGAUAUGUUUUAUUAUUAGGUGUAGAACAUGAAAAUAAUACGUCACUACAUUUAGCUGAAUAUCGUUUUCAAAUAAAUAAUAAUAUUGAAAAAAAAUUUAUAAAUGGUGCAUCAAUUGAAAAUUCCGAAACAAAAGCACGUCAAUGGUUUCAAUGGAACGAUUAUGAUUAUAAUUCAGAAGAUUUUAAUGAUAUUGGAUAUGCAUUUGAUUCUAUUCAGGAAAACACCACUGUUGGAUAUGUUGGAUUGGCAAAAUGUAGAUUGAUCAAACAGCAUUUAUUAGUUGACUUUGCCUUUGAUUGGAUGAAUAAAAAUAGAAUGAAAUUAACUCAAACAAAUUGA